This is a messenger RNA of Malaya genurostris, 2014 nucleotides long. RefSeq names its product aspartate aminotransferase, cytoplasmic (gene Got1). Gene Ontology annotation, molecular function: L-aspartate:2-oxoglutarate transaminase activity; pyridoxal phosphate binding. NCBI's taxonomy places the organism in Eukaryota, Metazoa, Arthropoda, Insecta, Diptera, Culicidae. The transcript has 4 exons. Bases 352 to 1581 code for a protein of 409 amino acids. Gene Ontology annotation, cellular component: cytosol. Gene Ontology annotation, biological process: L-aspartate biosynthetic process. The record is from RefSeq and is a predicted model, not a curated record.
UUUUUCAUAUCGAUUAUACAUGUUACGAAGAAAUUGCUAACUACACACAAGCACUGUUUUGGUCAGUUGGUUACUUCAAUGUUCUGUGGUUAUCUAACUUGAUCCCAGACAAUCGUGUAGAAUAGUGUGAUACGGCUCCAAUAUAUAGCUGCUGCAAUACGGAAUCAGAGUUGCGUUGCUCUUUUUCGUCAGUCCGUGUCAGCGCUUGGCAGUGUGGUGUGUUAUUCUAAUCCGUAUUAUUUAUUUGUUGAGAAUAAUUCAAGCUAAAAAAGUGACGAGAACGGUUUAGGUUAUUUUUUGUUUUAUCGAAUUUAAUUUCGAAAUUUGGAAAAAAAAAUUCAAGCCAAAAGAAUGAGCAUUUUUGCUGGAGUUGAAGUUGGACCACCGAUUGAGGUAUUCGCCCUCAACCAGGCCUGUUUGAAGGAUUCCAAUCCUAAUAAGGUCAACCUGGGAGUCGGAGCCUACCGUACGAACGAAGGAAAACCUUGGAUUCUGCCUGUGGUGAAAAAGGCUGAGGCUGCUAUUGUUGCCGAUGGUAGCUUGAAUCAUGAGUACCUGCCGGUUCUGGGAAUGGAGAACGUCACGAACGCUGCCAGUACUUUGCUUCUGGGCGAUGAAUCCGAAGCCAUCAAGAGUAAGCGCGCCUUCGGGGUUCAAGCACUCUCCGGAACCGGAGCCCUCCGGCUGGGGGCCGAAUUUCUGGCGCGGAUUCUAAAUCGGUCUACUUUUUACUAUUCGUCACCAACAUGGGAAAACCACCACAAGGUGUUUCUGUAUGCUGGAUUCACAACCCCGAAAACGUAUCGCUACUGGGAUCAGGAACGUCGAGGUAUCGACUUCGAAGGAAUGAUUGCCGAUUUGGAAUCGGCACCGGAAGGUGCGGUCAUCAUACUACAUGCAUGUGCACAUAAUCCAACCGGGAUCGAUCCCACACAGGAACAAUGGAAAAAGAUAGCUGAUGUGUGUGAGAAGAAGAAACUGUUCCCAUUCUUCGAUUCAGCAUAUCAGGGCUUUGCCAGUGGUGACCCGAACAAGGAUGCCUUUGCAGUGCGUUACUUCGUGGAACGUGGAUUUGAAUUGUUUUGCGCACAGAGUUUCGCCAAGAACUUUGGAUUGUACAAUGAACGUAUCGGCAACCUAACCGUGGUUCAGAAAGACUCUUCCAGCAGUGCAGCGGUAGCGUCACAAAUUACACUAUUGGUUCGUGGCAUGUACUCCAACCCGCCGGCUUUCGGCAGUAGAAUCGUUAGCCGCGUCUUGACCGAUCCAACUCUAAGAGCCGAAUGGAUGGAAUGCAUUAAAACCAUGAGUUCCCGUAUCAUCACCAUGCGAAAGGCUUUGUACGAUGAACUGGUGGCACUGAAAACUCCCGGAACCUGGGAGCACAUCACUCAGCAGAUUGGCAUGUUCUCCUAUACGGGAUUGAACGAAAAACAAGUGGAAAUCCUAAUCAAGGAGUACAGUAUCUACUUGCUGAAGACCGGCCGGAUUAGUAUGUGUGGUCUCAACGAGAACAACGUAAAGUACGUAGCGAAGGCAAUAAACGACGCGGUUUCCCGAGCAGCAACAUCCAAGAUAUAGUUUAGUAGAUGAGAAGGAAACAAUAUGCAUUUCGCAAAAUCUUUCUAUAACUACUAACCUACACUCAGCGCUUUUAAGCAAGCAGUUAUAAUUCACUUGUUCCUUACAAAUGCAACAUAUUUACUUUAGCGUUUUUAAAACAUCAUUGAGCAUAUAAAACUAAUGUUCUUGGGUAUCAGUAAUCAGAGAAAACAUAAUCAUACAAUUCAACAGAGAUCCUUCAUGUUAACACAAUUACGGAAUUCAAAGGAAUACAGUGUACAAAUUUAUAAUAGAAGCAUUUUUUCUACAAUUUUUUGUAUUGCAAAAAUAAAACAAUAGCAGCUAGACAGCCCGGUAACGUUUUGUAUCCCAAAUAGUUGAACAUUGCAUUUAGAUAAAUCAAUAUUAGAGGCAGACAACAGAUGAAAAAUAUGAUGGUAAUCUAUGAAAA